GAGAGUAGCUUUUGUUUGCCUUUAUAAGUAAAGCUUCAAAAAGAAAUAUAUAUUUUUUCUAAAAAGAAAAAGAAAAGUUCACUCUUUUGCUCUCUUUUAUCUUUCUUUUUUCUUUCAAUCUCUUUGACGUUCUUUAUGCUGCUAUAUUUUUAUAUGGGUAUUUCAAUAGCUAUUCUUCACAGUUUGCAGCUGUUAUUUUGAUACGCUAAAAUGAACAACAGCAGCAGUAUUACUAGUAACAAUAUGCCUCAGUCUAAAGAUCCAGCUUUUAAGCUCUUUGGUAGAAAGAUUCCGGUACCUGAUACCCAGAUUCCGGCCAAACCAGAGUUCAAGAACAGUUGCAAUGAUAGCAUAAAAGGAGAAACUGAUAUCUAUGAUGAAGACAACACAGGAGAGCAAGAUAAGUUAUCUGCUACAGGACAAACUAAGGAAGAAAGGCAAACCCCUAAGCAAGUGAAUGAAGAAGCACAAUCUGGACCCAAGGAUGACCAGGUGGAGACCAAUAGCACUGACCAAGAAAAAGUUUUCAAGAAGCCAGAUAAGAUUCUACCUUGUCCACGAUGUAACAGUUUAGACACUAAAUUCUGUUACUUCAACAACUAUAAUGUCAACCAACCUAGACAUUUCUGCAAAAAUUGCCAGAGAUAUUGGACGGCUGGUGGAACAAUGAGAAAUGUCCCUAUUGGUGCUGGGCGGCGGAAAAAUAAGCACUUAGCCUCUCAGUACCGUCAGAUACUAGUAUCUUCUGAUGGGGUGCCAAUUACCAGAAUAGAGAACUCAGAGUCCACCAAUCAUCAACUUAUAUCAUCUGUUGAAUCUGCAACCACUUUGAGGCCUUCAACAACGGGAAAUGAAGUGGUGCUAAAAUUUGGUUCUGAAGCACCACUUUGUGAAUCCAUGGAGACAGUACUUAAUCUUGGAGACCAAAAGAGAUAUGCUGAAAUGAGUUCUGCCAAUUGUCGGGAUAAUGGAGAGGAACCAUCUUCCUGUGGAUCCUCCAUGACAUCAUCCAGUUGUCGGGGAAAUGAAUUACCUGAAACUGUUACUCAAAAGGAGCUGGUUGGCGUGCCGGGAUCUACUAAUGAGCUCAAUGUGCCACAUUCUCUGCACUGUUACCCUGUUCCUCCAUGGGUUUUCCCCUGGAACCCAAAUUGGAACAAUGCAACUUCCAUUACAACAGCUCAGCACUCCACUGGGCAGCCUUGCAUGCCAAAUAGCAAUAACUCCAAUCAAGUUCAAUGGUGCCCUACACCGAUACUGGCAGUUCCAAGCUUUUGUCCACCUAGCAUUCCUUUACAACUUGUACCAGCUUCAUAUUUAGGUUGCAUGCCUGUGUGGGGUGCUGGAGCAGGAAAUAUCUCUGUUAAUGGAUCUAAUGGUUGCUCUUCCCCAUCGUCAUCUACUAGCACAAGCUGCUGCUCUGGAAAUGGCUCACCUAAGUUAGGGAAGCAUUCUAGAGAUGCAAAUCUUAUGGGCGAAGAGCAAGUAGAGAACUGUGUAUUGGUUCCAAAGACACUGAGAAUCGAUGACCCAAAUGAGGCUUCAAAGAGUCCUUUAUGGGCCACCUUAGGUCUUAAACUUGACCAGAAGAAUCCUGCAUCAAAAGGUACCAUCUUUAAAACUUCUGAAACCAAAGAAGAAGGAAAGGGCCAUGUUCCUGAAUCCGCUCAUAUACUGGAGGCAAACCCAGCAGCUCUUUCUCGCUCUACUACAUUCCAGGAGAGCAGUUAAAGGGUCUUUGUUGAAAUUCUCACUCGAUAACUUUAGCCAUGCAAUCUUUCCCUAUAAAUGUAAAGGGGACUAAGUUUUUCAAAGAGAAAAUGUGGCGUCAUCUGUCUUUUAGAAAUGGUAUUUUUAUUUUCCGACUCAUUUAAGCUCUUGGGAAGUCAAAUUUCGAAUCAUAAUUAACAGUGCUGUCCGCAUAUCUUUCCAAAAGAACUCACAUUGUAAAUAUCUGAGGAUCUUUCGCAAGUGGUUUAUGAUCUGCUGCCUCUUACAGGUUUCAGUUUGUGGGCACGCAGCGUCUCUUCCGCUUUUGAGUUGGCAGAAAAAUAAGAGGAAGUUCUGCUGAAUAUUGUACUUAAUUCAAAACUAUGUCCAGUUACAAGGCUAACCCAGGUUUUACCGAGUUCAAAUUUACAUACUUGAUUGUAUACUUCAAACAUGAAAUUUGAAGUAUUUAUUUUCUUAGUUCUUUUAAUACAAGUUUCUUGAAUUCUUGUCUUUCA
Messenger RNA from Ricinus communis (castor bean), 2228 nucleotides. RefSeq names its product cyclic dof factor 1. Gene Ontology annotation, molecular function: DNA-binding transcription factor activity; DNA binding. The transcript has 2 exons. Gene Ontology annotation, biological process: regulation of DNA-templated transcription. Lineage: Eukaryota; Viridiplantae; Streptophyta; Magnoliopsida; Malpighiales; Euphorbiaceae. The record is from RefSeq and is a predicted model, not a curated record. The coding region runs from base 211 to 1731 and encodes 506 amino acids.